Notolabrus celidotus (New Zealand spotty) is the source of this 6996-nucleotide messenger RNA. Its product is annotated as sickle tail protein-like. Gene Ontology annotation, cellular component: cytoplasm. Lineage: Eukaryota; Metazoa; Chordata; Actinopteri; Labriformes; Labridae. Bases 1 to 6720 code for a protein of 2239 amino acids. The record is from RefSeq and is a predicted model, not a curated record. The transcript is spliced from 28 exons.
AUGUCCAAGUCCUCUCCCCGUCUGGGUCGACCCGGAUCAGCGGGGUCUAAGAGCCCCGGCGUGAGGAAGGAGCUGCAGGGGAAUCGCUCAUGCAUGCUGCGUAUCGGAGAGAGGCUGAUGAGGGCAGGCAGCGAGGGGAACCUGGUCCAGAGGGUCCUCCCAGCCCAGACUUCCUCAGCGGGAUUAACCCAAGGAUCUAACAGCCGGACGCCGGCUCCAACCCUGGAGGACCAACACAGCACGGAGGACACAGGAAACACCUCCAGCACAGGUGAGACCCCCAGCAGGAAUCCAGGAGACACUUCUUCUUCUUCUAUGGUGGACAGCAGCACGGAGCGCCUGCUGCAGAAGAAGAAUCACUCCUCCUCCGGCGCUCUCUUCUGUAACCCUGCCUUCAGUUCAGCUCCGCGCUCUCCCAGUACGUUACCUCGUAGCUCCGCCUCCUCCGCCACAGGAAGUAGAGGCAGCCAAUCAGACAUCCCGAUGAAGAUGAAGGAUGUGGAGAAGAAGAAGGAGGUGUUCCUGGAUGUCCUGAGGCAGAAGUACCCUCACCAUGCUGCCAUCAUCAUGGGACACCAGCCGGGGAAUACCUGGUCCUCUGACAAUCCCCCCUCUUCAGGAGGUCUGGUCCUAGAAGAGGAGCAGGACCCCUUAGAGACCAUGUCUGAUGGAGACCUGCUCCCUCCCACAGACCCCUUCACACGGGGCUGCAAGACCAGAGCAAGUCUACCUGUGGGGAGGUCAGGAGGUCAAACAGGGGAGAGGCAGCAUGGUGUGGUGUACCUGCAGUACGGGGAGGAGACCAAGCAGAUGAGGAUGCCGGCUGAGAUCAGCAGUCAGGACUCUCUGCGUGCUCUGUUCGUCACUGCCUUCCCUCAUCAGCUCACCAUGAAGAUGCUGCAGUCUCCCAAUGUGGCCAUCUACAUCAAAGACACCAGCCGCAACUUCUACUACGAGCUGGAUGACAUCAGAAAUAUCUCGUCACACUCCUGUCUCAAAGUUUACCACAAAGACCCGGCACACGUCUUCAACCGCCACGCCAGACCUGCAGCCGCAGAGGGGAGGAUCUCAAAGGAGGUUCUGUACGGGAGCCACAGUCCGGUCCACAGUCGCUCUUCAACAGGCCGCAGUGCCCUGCACAGCCUGCAGGGCUCCAUGUCUCCCCCUAUGGUGCGCUCCAUGCCCUCCUCCCCCUCCAGGAGAGUGUACGGUGGGGGGAGUACAGGAGGGGGGGCAGGGGAUCUGGGAAGCUCAACUCUACCGCGGGAACGCCUGUCUGGGGCGGGGCUAACAAGGUCUCUGUGCACCAACAGCAGCAGCUCCAUCCUGGAGAGGAGGGACGUCAAACCAGAUGAGGAUGCUGGCAGCACUAAGUCCAUGGCUCUGGUCCUGCGGGGUGAAGGAGGUCCACAUUACCCGGACUCAUACAGCUCCUCCGUGCAGGACGGGGGAGGUCGCCUCAGCAUCUCUUCCUCCCAGUGCAGCGCGCCCCCUUCCCUCGCUUCAGACCUGCUGGGGGACUCAGGAGGAUCAGGCAUCCCGGGGACUCUGCAGCAGUACAGGGCCUCCAUCAAACCCCUAAUGGGCUACGGAGAGACCCUGGACCACAAGACCCGAUCCCUUCACAGGCAAAAGAGCAGGAAGUACGGAGACAGCCAGCUUCCUCCUCUGGGGACAAAGACCCCGCCCCCCUCCCCUCAGAGGGUCAGUGAGGUCAGACUGACUGAGGGACAGAUCAUCGGCGGGGUGGGCCUGGUGUCUGCAGACAGGAUGUCACCGAUGCGCAGGUCCCUGCGGCGGGACAGCAACGGGGCCGCGGAGAUGAGGAGCAGAGGGAACGGCUCGUCCUCCUCCACCUCCUCUGUUUUUGUGGACAGUCCUCUGGGAACACCUGAAAGGCUGUUUCAGGGUCAAGUGACUCCCAGUGCCAUCCAAAGUGAGAGGAUGAAGGCCAUGGAGGAGCAGAUAGCAAGUCUAGCAGGGCUGGUGCAUCACGCUCUGUCCAUGGGAGCAGAGAUUCCUGGAGUGAAGGAGGCACUCGGUGAGACAGCUGGACAGAGACUCCUCAUUCCAGGUGUGUCUCCUGAGCAACAAAAUCCAGCUGCUCUGAUUGACGGCCUCAAAACCCCGCCCCUGGCUCUUCGGGCCCCUCCCCCUGACAGCGAGCUGCAGCAGAGUUUGAUGUCAGCGAAGAGAAACGUGUGUGAGCUGAGAGUGCAACUCAACCAGCUCAGACACCAACAGCUGCUGAACCAGCAGAGUGUGCGCUCCAUGCUGCACACAGCGGGUCAGGAGCUGCUGCUGCUCAUGUGUGACCGUGUGAGUCGGUGUGAGGAGGCGGCGUUCAGACGGAGAGCAGAGAUGGAGGAGGAGAGGAUGCUGUACCUGAGGACGGAAGAGGCGGUCCUCACUCAGCUCAGUGAGCUGGAGGUGUAUGUGGACCACCUGCAGAGAAGCUCCGCCUCCAGCCCCGGCCAGCUGUCAAUCACUCUGAGAGACGUGGAGGAAGCAGCAGUGAACCUGCGGAGGGUGGGAGAGGCUCUGUCUGUGCUCAAAGGUGAGUUUCCAGAGCUGCAGCUGAAGCUCCGCUCCGUGCUGCGCCUGGAGGUGGACGCAGUGCGUUUCCUGAAGGAGGAGCCUCUAAAGAUGGACACCAUGUUGAGGAGGGUCCGGGGUCUGACCGAGGCCCUAAGCUCUCUGCGCAGGUGUGUGUCAGAGUCAACCAACCCGGUCAAACCAGCACAGGACAGCCUGGAUGGCUCCGCCUCCCCCAUUCUAGUCCGCAGGAUGAAAAGCACAGCAGCUUCAGGAGUCCAGCCCCAAAACCUCCACCAUCCCAGCCCCCCCCUGACCCCCACCUACGGGCGAGACUCUCCCAGCGUGGCCAAGGUGAGCCCCCGCAGCAGAGAGGGAAGCCCCGCACUGCAGAGGAGACCUGGACCUGCACUUGGACCUGGACAAGAGGGCAGCACUGACCAGUCCAGCUCAAAACUAACACACACUCUCACUGAGACUGCACACAGGCAGCCUCCAGAGGGCAGUCUUAGUAAAGAAACCAGCUCCACGAGUCAGUCCAGAACCAGAUCUGGAUCCACUCAGAGCCCCAGCACCAGCACAGACCCACCAAGGCUCCCCAGGGGGGGGCGUUCUGAGGACAGGCCCCCCGGACAGAGACCAGAGUCAGAGCAGGACACACCUGAGGACACAGCUUCAGAGCAGCAGGAAGUUCCAGCUAAUAGGCUGAGUGACAACACUGACUCCGCCCACCUUACACCUGCAGACACGGCUCCUGCAGCCUCACAGCCUCCGUCAGCUCCUUCCUCAGCUCCUUCCUCAGCUCCUCCGUCAGCUCCUCUGAGUUCGGAGCGCAGCAGUCGUCCUCAGGUGGAAAAGCCUCGGCGCUCCAGCUUAGAGAAGGAUCUGAAGCAGAGUCCAGACAGAGCGGGCCGGUCUCCUCCUCCUCCUCCCCCACGAAGGUUUCACUCUGCCAGCUCCGGGGUGAACGCAGCCAGGCCAGCAGAGGAGGAGCUUACCAGGAGAGAGCCUCUGGGAGCUCAGGAUGAAGGUGACAAAGACAAAGAGCCUCCUGUUCCUCCUCAACCCAAACCCCCUCGACAGCCCCCAGAGGUCAAACCCAAACCAGUCCUGUCUGCUCCUCCUGCUGCUGCGGCUCCUCCUGCUGCAUCAUCCUCACGCCGGGAUGAAGAGGAGGAAAUCAUGAAGGAGCUGCAGGGCGCUACAAAUCUGUCCAAUAAGAACACUAUACCUGGCAGUGAUAAAUGGACAGGGCCGUUAAAGACACCUGCAACAGCACAGGUGACCAAUCAGAGUCCUUCUGACCCCCAGGUUGCUCCUCAGCUUGGUGGGAACCACUCGCCCCCUCAGAAAGACGGAAACACUGAAGCUUUGGGGGACGGUGAGAGUCCUGAGAUGAAGAAAGAUGCAGUGGUUCAACAAGCGACAUCUUUAAAGUGUUCAAGCAUCAAGAAGGUGGAGGUACCCCCACCUGAGGUCAAAACACCAACCAAAACAAAGAGCACAAAGGUAAACUCACCUGUAGCUCCACCAGACGUCCAGUCUGCACAGAACCAAGAUAAGGUACAGACACCAACCCAAAAGAAAGCACUUAGGAAGGAGAACCUCACACCUACGGCUCUACUCCAAGACAACCUAAGCACUCGUGAGCAGGAUGAAGGACAAGUGUGCUCCCCGACCAGAGCAGAGAAGAUGGAGGUGCCCCCACCUGUAGCUUCAGCAGACGCUCAGCAUGUGGAGAAGAAAGCGGGGUUACAAACACCAACCCAACAGAAAGCAAAGACAGAGGGACUUACAGAUCCACAAGGAGACCGCAACAGUGUACCAAAGAAGGUGGGCUCCCCAACCACAGCUGAGAAAAAGGUGAAGGUAACAACUAUAGUCACGCUACAAAAAGACUCCACCCAAACAGGUGCAGAGCAGACGCAGGAGAGGGCUGUGAGGGAAGCUCCAGCUGAGAGGAAGUCCAAUCUGAUGGUGGUCGUCACUUUACAGAAAGAACACACAGCAGAGGUGGAGGAAGAGGAGGAGGAAGAGGAGAAGACGGCACCGCAAGCCCAACACGACGAGUCCCUGGAUUCACAUCAGGACUGUCCAGCAUCUCCUCCAGUCCUCAAACGUUACCCCCCUUCACCUGAUCUGACCUACACAGGGAGCACAGAGCUGCAGAGCCAGGAAGAGACUGAGCAGGGACCCAGGUACCAAUCACAGUACACCGCGGAUGGAGGCAGUCUGAGUCCUGAUGUGUGCGGCGAUGAGGGACCUCCUCCGCCGCCGCCCCCCACCGGAAAAAUCAGCCUCAGAAUCUCCAAGGCCAAAAGUAGGAUCCUGUUCAAAGAUGAAGACCAGACCAGAACCAGUGGAUCUGACACACAGACUGCAGCUGGGGGCGACACAGGUGAGGCUACCUUUCUGGAGCAUGAGAACCAAGGCUUCCAGGACAGUGAUGACUUUGAUAACAAACCUAUUAUUGUCAUCUUGGACGAGCCCAUGGACUUUCAGUCGGCCUUUAAGCGUCUGUCCACCAUCUUUGAAAGUGAGGAAGACCUGGACCGGAUUCUGUCUCAAGAAAAUCUCAUGGAUGAAGACGAGCUGCAGCAGCAGGGACAGGACACAGACAUGAGGAGCAUAAACAUCACUGACAUUAAUACAGGCCUUAAAGGCAUCACAGGAAACGGUCAGAUCUCUAUACAUCAAAACCCUCCUCAAAACCAGGACCAGGGUCAACCAGCCUCGCCCAGGAAAACAGAGACCAAAAAGAAGUUCAAAUUCAAGUUCCCCAAAAACAAACUGGCAGCCAUCAGCCAGGCCAUUCGAUCAGGGACGAAAGCAGGGAAGAAGCCUCUUGAGGUUGUGGUCUAUGAGGAAGAGGAGGAGACGGCAUCAGACAGCAGGUCGGUGAUGGAGACCAAGAAGCAGGCAAAGGACUCCAAAAGGUUCCAUAUCAACAGUGAUGAUGACACCAAAGUCCCCUUAAAGUCACCGAGCCGGGUGGAGGAGCUCUGCAAGAGUGCAUUUGACUCCAUCAACAGCCUGGAAGAGUCCAUCAAGCUGCUGGAAAUCAGUAUGGACAGUAUCACUGCCCCUUCCUCCCCCACCUCACCCGUUUCCUCCCCUCCUCAAGCUAAGCCGAAAGACAAGGUCAAACGGGAAAGGGAGAAGAGCCCGUCCAAGAGGCCUGCUUCUCAGGUCGUCAAAGGCCCAAAUCCACCUCAGAGUAAGAGGGUCAAAGCUCAGCCUGCGCCUGAGACCGGGAAGACCUCCACCAAGAAACAGACUUCCAGCUCUCCAGCUCAGCGACCCCACACAAAGUCUCGCCACUCGUCCUCCUCAGGCUCAGAGAAGACACCUAAGAACCAGCCAGCCAAUCAGAAGCAGUCCAGCCAGGCUGACAGCAGUAGAGCAGCGGGGGAUAGUACCCGUUCUGUCGUUGCUUUGCGUGCUUCUAAGAUUCCUGCGUUGUGCCAAAACUCUGGGAAACACCUGCCUUCCUCUCCUUCCUCUCCUCACUGCACAGACACCAAUGAUUGCCUCCAAAACCUCUGCUACUCCUCUUCCUCCUCCUCCUCCUCCUCCUCCUCAGCUGCUUCACCUUCAGCUCCUUCCGCCUCCUCUGGGAAAAACUCUCUUCUAUCUGCUGCUUCAAACAUCAACUCCUCCCCUCCCUCCUCCGCCCUGCGCUCCAGGCAACAGGUUCCCUCUUCCUCUUCCUCCUUGGUGAAACAAUCCUCCUCUGUUUCUCCAUCAGCCUCCCCCCCUCCAUCCUCCCUCUCACUGUCUUCCCCCCCUCCUCCUCACAAGUCUUCUAUCCCGUCUCUGACUCUGGCUCGUCUCCUCCCUUCAUCCAGCCACGUGUUGUCGCCAUCCCACGCUAACAUCGGCCCUGCCCACCACCGGCCUCGCAGCAGCAACAUCAAGGGCCAGCACCGCCUCGUCCUCACCUCCACCUCCCACAACAGCUUUUACUCUUCAUCCUCCUACUCUUCAUCUUCAUCCUCACCCUCCUCUUCAUCCACCUCCCUGUCGCCCACUUCCUCUUCCUCCUCCCCUCCCUCUCCAUCCUCCUCUCUAAACCCGUCCUUGGUGAGCCACGCGGAGAGGAGAGUCCGAGCAUCAGGAUGCAGCCCCACGUCUCCAGGCCGAGGCAGGAAACGCACAGCGUCAGCCUCGAAGGACACGCCGUGAUGUUUCGUCAACCCAGGAGAAUUUAAAGACAUCAGAAGUCACACAUGUAACGGUGUGAGAGAAAAGCUGAAUUGUACUGUGUUCCCACAGCAAUACUGCAUGAUGUUUACCUUUCUUACCUUGUAUCGUUUUGUGUUAAAGACAAAAGAAGUUCUUUUAAAGUCCAAACCGGGACAGACACCUGUAGACUCGACCAAACACUCUGAUCCGUCUCUGUGUGUCAGACUGUUUUUAUAUAUUUAUAUUUCAUUCUUUAAAUACAAAGACAACAUGUGA